GUGGAUGAAGGGUUUUAUUGUGAAAUUCUCCGGUUCACCAUCAGCUGAUCACUGACAGCUGAUCUUUGGUGUCGGUGUUUCCGACAGAAAAACAAGUUGAGCUAAAGCGCUUAAGGUGCUGCUUCAACUGGAAAGUGAAACCAAUUUGGUUUAUACGACUACAGACAAAACAGACUCUGACAUGGCUCCAACUCUGUAUGAUGAAAAGCCCAAUCCUGGAGACUUGAUAGAAAUCUUCCGUGGCUCAUAUCAGCACUGGGCAGUGUACGUUGGUGAUGGCUUUGUGGUUCACUUGGCACCACCAUCUGAGGUUCCAGGUGCAGGUGCCAGCAGUAUGAUGUCUGUCUUAGCGGAGAAGGCCAUUGUGAAGGAAGAGGAGCUGUGGGAUGUGGUGGGAACCAACCAGUGGAAAAUCAACAACAGCCUGGACAAAGAGUACAAACCUCGCUGUGUUCGUGUCAUUGUGAGGGAGGCAAGGGCACGGGUGGGCCAGGAGCUGCCCUACUGCGUCUUCAGGGGGAAUUGUGAACACUUCGCCAACGAGCUGCGCUAUGGAAAGGCUGAGUCACGGCAGGUACGUCAGGCAGGAGAGGCGGUCAUGAUAGCAGGUGUGGCUGCGGCUGUGGGUCUUGGCAUUGUGGCUCUGGCAGGGGCUCUGUUUGGAGGCAGCAAAAAGGAAAACCGGAACACAGAGUGAUCACUGUCCAGGGUCACAUGGUCAGGGGGUUCAUUAACACAUCACCAACAAAAGUUAGUAAGUGCAUAUAAUCAGGCUCACUGGUAGAUAACAGCCAGUCACAUGCAGGAAUCUGUCAGUUCGGCUGUGAUUUGUUGAUUUUUUUUGUUAGUUUUUCCUCAUCUAAUCAACUUGACCUCCAUCUUUCCUUCGUGCCAUCUUUGAUUUUGCUUACAUUGUCGUACUGGUUGGAUGGGAUCAAGGUGUUACAUUUUUCUGUAACAUUUUUUACAAUUUACAAAAACAACACAUAUAAGCACAAGAAGCAUUUCCACUACUGAAGGUGCCAAGCUGAAAUACCACUGUUUUUUAAUAUGAAAUUCAGAACACUACUUACUUUCAUAAUACAGGGUGUUUUAAACUGUAAAUGAAAAUUUAACUUAAAAUUUGACAGAUGCUAUUGAAAGAAUUUACCCUCUAAAAACAACUGUCUUUAAGUGCACUAUAUGGCAGCAGCUACCCAAUGCCUGAUAAGCUAUAAACUAGUCACAUUUUUUUUUCUGAAAAUAUGUGAUAUCCUACAUAUUACUUUAGAAUUUAUAGUAUGAAUGGUUUGACUUGAAAGGAAAGAUGGACUGAAUGUGGUGGAGAACAUGCAGUUUUGAUAUAAAUGAUUGAGUAAGUUGAAUUUAAAAUGCUUUCUCUUCUUCUGGCAUUUAAUUGUUUUAAAUAAACAAUUUGUGUUAAU
Molecule: messenger RNA, 1424 nt
Organism: Sphaeramia orbicularis (orbiculate cardinalfish)
Lineage: Eukaryota; Metazoa; Chordata; Actinopteri; Kurtiformes; Apogonidae
Product: phospholipase A and acyltransferase 3-like
Exons: 5
Coding region: 182-697 (171 amino acids)
Biological process (GO): N-acylphosphatidylethanolamine metabolic process
Cellular component (GO): cytoplasm
Molecular function (GO): A2-type glycerophospholipase activity; glycerophospholipid phospholipase A1 activity
Source: RefSeq, a predicted model, not a curated record